Molecule: messenger RNA, 3103 nt
Organism: Daphnia magna
Lineage: Eukaryota; Metazoa; Arthropoda; Branchiopoda; Diplostraca; Daphniidae
Exons: 32
Coding region: 95-2983 (962 amino acids)
Cellular component (GO): extracellular region
Molecular function (GO): chitin binding
Source: RefSeq, a predicted model, not a curated record
GCAGCCAUAUGAAUGCAGUGGAAACGGUUAUCUUCCAUAUCCAGGAGAAUGUAGCGGGUUGUAUUUUCUCUGUGUUGAAGGCGAAAGCUUUACGAUGUAUUGCCCAUCAGAUACGGUUUUUGAGGCAAGUACUUCGACUUGCGUGCCGUUAGAAUCUGCCUCAUGCACGCCUGGGCCGAAGACGACGACAACUACACCAUCGACUACCACACCUACAACAACCACACCCACAACUACCACACCCACAACUACCACACCCACAACUACCACACCCACAACUACCACACCCACAACUACCCCACCUACAACUACCACACCAACAACUACCACACCAACAACUACCACACCAACCACUACCACCACUCCGACCACUACCACUACCCCAACAACUACCACUACCCCAACAACUCUAACUACUCCAACAACUACCACCACUCCAACCACUACCACUACCCCAUCCACCACCACUCCAACAACUACAACCACCCCGACCACAACGGUUGCUCCUGGCUUUGUUUGUCCGGCACCUAACGGAAAUUUCGAGAUUCCUGGCAAUUGUACUUCUUUCUACAAUUGCACAAAUGGAGAAUAUACUGUUCAAAAUUGCCAACCCGGAACAGCUUUCAAUCCUUUGGUUGGCGCAUGCGAUUUUUCUUUUAACGUUCCCGGAUGUGCCGUUGUUACAGUUGAUGACGAUGAAAAGGACCAUUUGCUAAUCAAUGAUUCCAAUUUUCAAUGCCCCGGCGACGGCAAUUGGCCCCAUGCUCUAUGCGAGUAUUACUAUUCUUGCUACGGAAAAGGUAUUACUAGGAGAGCGCAGGUUUGGCAGUGCAGAAAGAAUUUUAUCUACGACGUCCGAUCCCGUCGAUGCAAAUAUUUUUUGUUUCGUUUCGUUUCAAUUGACAGGAGGAUUGGGAAUGAAAAGGAAUUCGUUUGUCCAAACCAAGAAACUGGCUAUUAUCCCGACGAUGAAAAUAUCUGCACUGGUUCUUAUUUCACUUGUGUAAACGGAGUUGCUUAUCCUCAGCAAUGUCCUGGUAUUACUGUCUUUGAUCCAGUGAGCGAACUGUGUGUUGAUCUGGAAGUGGCCUCUUGUUACGUGUCUCCGUUCACGUGUCCAUCAACGGAAGGAUUUUUCCCGGUACCUGGGGCUUGCGAAAGUAACUAUUACGUCUGCGUUAGCGGAGUCGCUACGCUCACGAACUGUCCGUUUGAGGCAAUAUUUGAUCCUGUCACUUUUGAUUGCGUUCCGGCUGAUGAAGCUUCAUGCAAUCAACCGUUUGACUGUCCAUCCCCAGAUGGCCUUUUUCCAUACCCAGAUGCUUGUUGCGGAAUUUAUUACAAUUGCGCUGGCGGCCAAAGCACCCUACAGUAUUGUUCUGCUGGAUAUUAUUUUGAUCCAGAAACUCUGAGCUGUGUAUUGGCUGAAGAAGCCAGUUGCUCAAAUGGAGGAGGAACAGCUACGCCAAAAACAACUUUAGCUCCAACUCCAACAUCAACGUCGACGACACCUACCCCUUUUGUCUGUCCUGGUGAUGGUUACUACUCUAUAGGUGUACCAUGCAGUUCCACCUUCUACAACUGCACACUUGGCCAACACAGCGAAGAGUCCUGCCCUGAGGGUAUGAUUUUCGUUCCGGAGUACUCAAGUUGCGUCUUGUCCGCAUACACCACUUGCGCACCUGGUCAGUGGCGUGCUGCCACACCUGCCUGGGUUCCUGAUGCAAAUUACCCAGCCGCUUCGUCGAUUCAUUUUGUUUGCCCAACUCCCAAUGGUAACUUCAAGUCUACCGGAAAUCGUUUGAAAUUUUGGGUUUGCGUAAACGGACUCGCAGAUCUUCAGAAGUUUGCCUUAUUGUCUUUGCUCCUUUUAGGUUUCUGUGAAGGCAGCUUCGGCAAAAGUUUCAGAGGAUUUGCAAGAGAGGAUUGCAAUUAUCCGACUAUUUUUGAUCCUUCAACCCAUUUGGCUACGUUAAGUUUGAGGAUUCCCAACAAACAGGGACGAGAAGGGGAAUUCCAAUGCCCAAACAGCAACACAGAUUUUUUUCCCGCCGACCCCUUCUGCUCUGAAUUUUAUUAUACUUGUGAGGACGGAAUUGCUUAUCCUCAGGAAUGUCCCGGUACUCAAGGAAUUACUGCGUUUGAUCCAGCCACUAAAACUUGUCGUCCACUCGAAUGUUGCGCUUGUUACUUCACGUGCCCAGCGUCCGAUCCAAACGGAUUCUUCCCGGUGCCUGGAACAUGUUCAAGCGGUUACUAUGUUUGCGUCGACGGUCAAUACGAAACUUACGAAUGCCCGUUGGGCGCGCUAUUCGAUCCCGUCACCGGAGAUUGUGAACCACCUGAAUAUACUUCAUGCAAACAACCCUUUAGCUGUCCUUCAACGGAUGGCGUUUUCCCGUACCCAGAUGCGUGCAGUAGCAUUUAUUACAAUUGUACAAACGGACAGGAUACUGUACAGUACUGCCCUACAGGCACUGUUUUUGAUCCGGCAGUUUCCAGCUGUGUUACAACCGCUUAUGCUUCUUGUUCACCUGGAGCGACAACGACGGAGUUAUCGACCACGACAGAAGACGUGUUUGUGUGUCUCGAAGAAGGCUACUUCCCCAUCCCUGAUAAUUGUUCUAUUUAUUAUAUCUGUAGAGGUGCUGGAGAGACACCUCUGACUGUUCCGUGUCCUAACGGACUAGUUUUCAAUCCGGAUACUUCGCUUUGUGACUAUCCAGAAAAUGUUCCGGAAUGUAGCGCCACAGCUGCCUUUGAAUUAAUGGUGGGCAGAAACGUAAGACUUAGUAUCGCAAAACAAGAUCAUCCAGGUGAUGGAUUCAGUUGUAAGAACGAAGAUGGAGUCUAUCCCCUCAAAUCCGAUGGAAGCUAUUCCCGAUUUUAUUUUGACUGCGUUGGAGGAAUUGCUUACCCCAAGGUAUGCCCGGGAAUGACUGAAUUUGAUUCCGUGAAGUUAUCGUGCGCAUUGAUUGCCUAAAAUGAGCUGCAGAAACCCCGUAACGUCCACAACAGAAAUUCGCAUUUGAUCCUCGACUGGCUUGAAAUGAGUGUAAUCGGAUAUAUUUGGCUUUUGAAUUGAAUACAAUGGAUACGUGUA